Exaiptasia diaphana is the source of this 3904-nucleotide messenger RNA. RefSeq names its product protein transport protein Sec31A. Gene Ontology annotation, cellular component: COPII vesicle coat; endoplasmic reticulum exit site. The coding region runs from base 202 to 3765 and encodes 1187 amino acids. Lineage: Eukaryota; Metazoa; Cnidaria; Anthozoa; Actiniaria; Aiptasiidae. The transcript is spliced from 25 exons. Gene Ontology annotation, biological process: endoplasmic reticulum to Golgi vesicle-mediated transport; intracellular protein transport; endoplasmic reticulum organization. Gene Ontology annotation, molecular function: protein binding; structural molecule activity. The record is from RefSeq and is a predicted model, not a curated record.
GGCUAGUGAGACUACUGAYAAUAUUUUGCCACGUUGCUUGUGUUAAAUUUACAACGUUAACAAGUAAGGGUACGAUCUAAUUUARAAGGUUCCUCUCAUCAACACUGGAUCUUUGUAAAGCUACUAACUUGAAUUCACCUUGUCACAAGCUUUAACUGCCAGAAAAAGUUGAUUCAUUGUUUGUCACUUCAUUUAUUGGUCAUGAAAGUCAAAGAAAUUAAGAGAACAGCCAAUGUGGCUUGGAGUCCUGCUGAGCAGUAUCCUAUCUUUCUUGCAGCAGGGACUGCAGCACAGCAGCUUGAUGCUACAUUUAGCACAAGUGCUGCAUUAGAAAUUUUUUCCUUGGAUCUGGGUAACAGUGAACUAGAGAUGCCUAGGCAUGCCACUGUGGAAUCAGAGCACAGGUUUCAAAAGCUUAUUUGGAGUCCUUUUGGAAUUGGAGCACAAGAAUCAGCCUCUGGUUUGUUGGUUGGUGGUACUGAUAAAGGGAGUGUUGUGAUUUAUAAUGCCAAAAAAAUUCUUAACAAGCAGUCUGGAGUGAUAUUUUCUGAAAAUGAAAAACAUACAGGUGCUGUACAGGCAUUGGAUUUCAAUCCAUUUCAGCCUAAUCUCUUAGCUUCUGGUGCUGGAGACUCAGAAAUCUUUAUAUGGGACAUGAACAACCCUAAAGAAUAUUUCACACCUGGUGCAAAGUCAACUCCCCCUGACUGCAUCAGUUGCUUGUCAUGGAACMGACAAGUACAACACAUCCUUGCAUCAACAUCUCCCUGUGGUCGCUGUGUGGUUUGGGAUUUACGUAAAAAUGAACCAAUAAUACAAGUCAGUGAUCAUAGUGCCAUGAUCCGCUGCAAAGCUGUCCAAUGGCAUCCUAGCACUGCUACCCAGAUGGUUUUAGCUUCAGAAGAUGACAGGUACCCAGUCAUGCAAAUGUGGGAUCUCAGAUUUGCAGCAUCUCCCAUGAAGGUCCUAGAGGGCCAUCAGAAGGGUAUCUUAUCAAUUGCUUGGUGCCCUCAAGACCCUGAUCUACUAAUGAGCUGUGGGAAAGACAACCGCAUCCUUUGCUGGAAUCCCAAUGAGCCUACACCUGGUAAUGAGAUAGUUUAUGAACUACCGACCACAUCACAAUGGAGUUUUGAUGUGAGCUGGUGUCCUAGAAGCCCAGCAAUGAUUUGCACAUCUUCUUUUGAUGGACAUGUUAGCCUGUUUUCAUUGAUGGGUGGUGGGACCACGGAACAUGCUGUGGAGCAAAAGAAGGUUAAUGAUGCUUUUGAUGUUGAUGAUCCAUUUGGUGCACAAUUACAUCAGCAACCUCAACAACAGAAACCUGUAGAUAGCACUCCAUUGAAAAAACCACCAAAAUGGCUAAGAAGACCUUGUGGGGCUACAUUUGCUGUAAGUCAACCUUUUAACAGUACACAAGAACUAGAAAGAACAUUAUGGAGUUUCCUUAAGAUUAAUUUUGAAAGAGAACCAAGAAAGCAUUUUCUUACUUUACUUGGAUAUGAUACUGGAGAACUCUCUCAAAAGGUUKCAAGUAUAACUGGUAUUCAAGGUCUGGGUGACAGUGCAGGAGGAGUGGAUGCUGCUGAACUUGCACAAAAAAUGCAGCUUCUGACUUCCGGGUAUAACACUAGCAAGGCUGCUGACAGAAUCUAUUCCAGUGGUGCUACUACACCAAAGGUCAGUAAUAUGACAAAGAACAUGUUAACAUAUAAGUCCUUGGUGAUUGUAGAGAUGCAACUUAAUUUUAAUCAUCUACUAGUAGUAACUAAURAUAUUCAAUCAUUUGUAGGGAGCACUGCUCUUCGACAAGGUCUCCCUUUUAACAUACCAACUAGUGAUGAUACUGAUGGCCUGAUAAGCCAGGCACUGUUAACAGGAAACUUUGAAGCAGCUGUUGAUGUUUGUGUGCAUGAGGACAGAAUGGCUGAUGCAUUCCUUCUAGCCAUUGCUGGUGGUCCUGACCUGCUGGCAAGAAUACAGAAACGAUACUUUGAGAAAAGCAAGAGCAAUGUUGCCAGGCUAAUGUCAGUUGUUGUAAACCGUGACUGGAGAGAUGUUGUAGAGAACUGUGUGCUACAGAACUGGAAGGAAGCCUUGGCAGCCCUUGUAACUUAUGCCAAACCUGAGGAGUUCACUUCACUAUGUGAUCAUCUUGGUCAGAGACUAGAAAAGGAGGGAGACAAACACUUUGCCAAUGCUAUGGUCUGCUAUAUUUGUGCUGGAAAUGUUGACAAGUUUGURGCUUGUUGGUCAAGAAGUAUGCCAUCUGAGCCAUCUCCACUCGCUCUUCAGGAAUUGGUAGAAAAGGUGAUGGUCCUGAAAAAGGCUGUUGAGAGAGAAAGAAGGCUUAUGGUUGAAAGCGGAUCAAAUGCAUUGGCCGAAAAACUCAGUAAAUAUUCAACCAUAUUGGCUGCACAGGGCUGUCUGGAGACUGCCAUGGGAUACCUUAUGGCAUCUGGAGAUCAGCCAAGUCUAGCAGUAUUAAAGGACCGUUUGUUCCAUUCGCAACAUCCAAGUCACCUGACAACCUCCACAGCCCCUCCUCCUUUCCCAUUUCAAAGGAUGAAUGUGCUUGCAGAACCUUCAGYCCAGUCACAGACAAUGCAGCAGCAACAGAAGCCUGGCUAUGGAAUGAUGCAGCAAAAGGUUGUGCAGCCACAAAAUCCUCCAUUCCAACCAACCAUGCAGUCAGAAGCUUUACCAUACCAGCCUCACCCUACUCCUCCACUGUCAUCAUACCAAUCCAACCCCUCUCCCCCACAGCAGACAUCUUUCUACAACCCAGCUCAAUUCCAGCAGCAACCAUAUCAGGCGCCAGCUGGUCCACCCAAACCAUACCAGCCUCCUAGUGCUCCACCUACAGGUCAGAUACCUUCAUUUAGUACCCCAGGUACACAAGCUGUGACCCAACCAUCWUGGUCUCAACCACCUCCAGUAUCUAUGUACCAACCACAGAUUCCUUCUCAACCACCACAAUCACAGCCGAAGCUACCACCAACAGGGGGUAGUAUGGCAGCACCACAUAUGUACAAUCCAGCCUCACAAACUGUACCUGGUUAUACUGGUGGUAUAACACCAGGGGCACCACAGGCUAAUGUUCCAUCACCGACUGGACCACCCCCUGUUGGACCACCUCCUUCAUCAGGUGGAUGGGAMACCCACAUGCUUCACAAGAAAAAGCAGGCUGUUGAUUAUACACCACCUGCCCCUAUUACAAUGCCUUUGGUUGGUKCUCAACAACMACAACAACMAYAMCAAYASCMACAGCAGUACCAACAACAGCAAGCUCCUCAGUUAGGUGGCCAGCUUCCCCCAGGAUAUAAUCAACCCAACAUGAUGUCACAGGGAGGUCCACCUGGAGCUCCACCCAGCUUUUCAAACCGCUCAAGYAGCAUUGCACAGGAGAAGACUGCUGAGGUUGUUAAAGGUCCAAUACCURGCGAGCAUUUGAUAUUGCAAGAUACCUUUGAUGGGCUGGUGCAACGUUGUAAGACUACUGCUAACAACCCUCAAACCAAACGAAAGCUGGAUGAUGUUUCCAAGCGUCUUGAAGCCCUUUAUGAUAAACUAAGAGAUCAAAAGCUUGCAAAGCCAGUCCUUGGAGGUCUACAUGAUAUUGCCCAGGCUUGCAAAUCAUCGGAUUAUCCCCAUGGACUGAUGGCACACACAAGCCUCAUUUCCAGCGGUAGCUUCUCCGAGAUCAGCUCGUUCAUGCCUGGACUCAAGUCUUUAAUGCAAAUUGCCACGCAAUUACGAGUUUAAAAAAUGAAGAAUUAUAUUUCAUCCAAAAGCUAGCAGAACGUUGUCUUAAACUGGACAUUGGUUUAGUUUGGCUGCGUUCUUCUGGGUUUUGAGUUUUACACUGUAAUGUGAAUUAGAAAUAAAAAAUAAUAAUUUGAAA